AUGUCCAAACCCGACACCCACCGCGCCGACGAGCGGCGCUUCCUCGACGAGCGCGGCUCGUCCGGCCCGCUCGCCCCCAACGGCCUCAACCCCGCCACAAUUAUGGAAAAGGCGGUCCGCGAGCGAAUAGUCGAGUCUUACUUCUGGAAAGAGCAAUGUUUUGGCGUCAACGAGGCAGACAUCGUCGACCGGGUCGUCGAGCAUGUCCGCUUUGUUGGGGGCGUGACGGGUGUCACGCAGAAACCCAGUCCAUUUUUGUGCCUAGCGUUUAAGUUAUUACAACUCGCGCCUGGGGAUGAUAUUCUAAAAGAGUAUUUGUACUUCGGCGGGGAGAAGUUCAAGUACCUCCGCGCGCUGGCAGCGUUUUACAUCCGGCUAACGAGACCAGAUAAGGAGGUGUACACGUUGCUGGAGCCGUUUUUGGAGGAUCGGAGGAAGUUGCGGAGAAAAGGGAAGAAUGGGACGAGCUUGACGUAUAUGGAUGAGUUCAUUGAUGAUCUGUUGACGAAGGAUCGAGUUUGUUCGACGAGUUUGUGGAAGAUGAGGAGGAGGGAUAUACUGGAGGAUCUGGACCUUUUAGAGCCGAGGGUUAGUCCGUUGGGGAGUUUGGAGGAUAUUCUCGAGGAGGAGGAACAAGCAGCGAAGAAUGAGGAUGGGGAGAGGCGUGAAACCGGACAGGAGUCCUUGAGCAAUUUGGCUACUCGGCAUAAGCCACCACGACAAGUGGCCGAGCGCAGCGCCAUGCCAAGUAGCAGGCCAGACACCAUGUCUUAA
This is a messenger RNA of Thermochaetoides thermophila DSM 1495, 774 nucleotides long. RefSeq lists its product as uncharacterized. NCBI's taxonomy places the organism in Eukaryota, Fungi, Ascomycota, Sordariomycetes, Sordariales, Chaetomiaceae. Gene Ontology annotation, cellular component: precatalytic spliceosome. The record is from RefSeq and is a predicted model, not a curated record. The transcript is spliced from 2 exons. The coding region runs from base 1 to 774 and encodes 257 amino acids.